Molecule: messenger RNA, 536 nt
Organism: Aphanomyces invadans
Lineage: Eukaryota; Oomycota; Saprolegniomycetes; Saprolegniales; Verrucalvaceae
Exons: 2
Coding region: 22-480 (152 amino acids)
Source: RefSeq, a predicted model, not a curated record
UGGAUAUCCAUCUUGGCAAACAUGGCGUGGUCAACGGCGGUGAUGCUAACGACCGGCGUGUGGUGGUGGGUAGCGCUGGCUGGCACGCCUCCGCCCUUCCACGGGUUUCGCUUCGAAGUAGUACUCCGCUUUACUUUCUACCCUCAUUCGGGGCCAUGUAGAUGCCAGCUCCAUCGCUUCUCUCGAAGGUGGUUGACGAAGCUCGCGGCAAUGCGUGCUUUGGAUGGGUUCAACGCACUCUUGCGUCUUGUGGGUGAAGUGAGAUGCCGUGGACAGCAUGGGGCUGCCAUGCAGGCAUGGAUCGAGUCGGCCGACCCCAACACUCUUGUGCACGUGUACGAGUCGACCAAGAUUCGGUAUCACUUCACGUCAUUUCGAGUACUUGAGCCAACGCGCCGCACAUGCUUCCUGUCACCGCCGCACGCGUGUUCGUCCCUGGACACCGCGGCUCGACAUCGCACAACCAAAGAUGAGCUGUAAUAGUAUGGAUUGGCGACAGAAGUCUGUCGCGUUUGCAACUCAUCCUUGCAACUAGC